ACUUCUUGCAGAACCUAUUUCACUUCCGGUGGGCUGCUAUCCGGUACGAAUCAGGAAGCUGUUUUAUCCGUUUGCCAUUCUCGUAUCGUGUCAUUCGUACCCAUGUUCACUCUAAAAUUACUGGCUGUUCGCAAGCAUAAAGGUUAUAUUCUAUCGCUUGAAAAACCAAUCAAUAAUGAUCCUCAAGAAAUUAAAAAACGAUGCGAUUUUUAUCCCCGGAUUAAGUACAAUAGAUAUAUUGUACGGCAUAAAACUCUUACGCUUGCUUGUUAUUUUAUUGUUUUCAGAGAGAAAACCGGAAGAUAUACAUUUAGUCGUUCGUGA
Molecule: messenger RNA, 324 nt
Organism: Loa loa (African eye worm)
Lineage: Eukaryota; Metazoa; Nematoda; Chromadorea; Rhabditida; Onchocercidae
Exons: 4
Source: RefSeq, a predicted model, not a curated record